AUGUCGGUAAAAAGUAUAAGAUAUCCCUUUAUCAACCAUAGUACCAUUAAUGCUCAAUAUUCAUUAGAAUUACAAGAACACAUGACAAGAGAAGAAUUUAAGGAAAGAAUUAAUGAAUUUAAUAAAGCAGGAAUUGAAAAUCAAAUAAAUCGUGUAAUUCUUUUACUUCCAUUCAUAUUUAUACUUGUAAUUGUUUCGGUAACGUUACCGUUAGCACUUUUAAAUGCAAAUUUCUAUAAUAGUGGUGGCAAACCAUUUACCAUCUGGAUUAUCACCAUUGUGUCUGUAGUUAUUAGUAUAAUUUUAAGUGUUUCCGUCUCUUAUUUCCUUUUUUAUAAAUCAAGAACUAAACAAUUCUUUUCAAUGGUUGAGAAAUUAAAUGAAUUUAAUGCAAUUGAUAAUCUGAGAGGAAUCAAUUGGAGAAUUAUAUAUGAUGUUGGACAGAAUCCUCAUGGUUAUAAUAAUUUUUACCCCCAUUAUAACUCUCAUAGGUAUCUUGUAGUCGAAAUUGGACAACCUUCCGAAAAUAGGUCACGUGUGCCACAAAUUGUUAUUGAUGAUAGUAAUGUAAACGAUAAUACAUCGUCCAAUUCUUCAAUUCCUCCCCCCACUUAUGACGAGUCCGUUAAAAAAUGA
Molecule: messenger RNA, 636 nt
Organism: Funneliformis mosseae
Lineage: Eukaryota; Fungi; Glomeromycota; Glomeromycetes; Glomerales; Glomeraceae
Source: the annotation of a GenBank genome assembly